AUGACGCUGUGUAAGCAAAGUGGAUUUGCCAGUGGAGGCGGGGAGGCGAAGGCCGGUGAGCGCCGGAAGAGCAUUGUGCAGGGGCCGGGGGUCCCAGGGGAUGCGGCCACUGACCGGCAAGCAUCAAAAGGAACGCCGACGGGUGCCAGCCAGUGUGUCCCCGCGCUCUAUGGGACCGCCGCGCCGCCCGGCGGCUCUGGGGAGGGCCGACCUGUGGCUUCUGUGGGCGCCGCCGCCCCCAGCCGCGCUCCACAAGAAACCGGAGGCUCCUUUCACCGUCGUCGGCCGCGGCCGGUGGGAGCCAGCGCGCUGACAAUAAUGCCGUUCCGAGAAACCAGAGAGGGAAAUCGGCCGUCAAUGGAGCUGUCCGGUGCAGAGAUUGCCCGGCACCCCGGGCACAGCCCCGUUCCAGGGUUCGACCCCCGCGGAGGCCAGAAUGCCGGGCACGCGCCGCAUGCCGCGCAUAUCGCGUGCCACGCCGCCUAA
This is a messenger RNA of Schistocerca americana (American grasshopper), 486 nucleotides long. RefSeq lists its product as uncharacterized. The coding region runs from base 1 to 486 and encodes 161 amino acids. The transcript is spliced from 4 exons. The record is from RefSeq and is a predicted model, not a curated record. Lineage: Eukaryota; Metazoa; Arthropoda; Insecta; Orthoptera; Acrididae.